CAUUAGUCGUUUUCAUUGACGAAUACUCAUCACUGUCUCGUCGGCUCGUUACUUUCAGAUGGAAAUGACAGACGAUUUCGAUAUUCCGGCGGCGGAGGGGGUGGAGGCGGACUUGGAUCUGCCGGAGGACAGCAGCUACAUGAAGGUCGGAGAGGAGAAGGAGAUCGGAUCACAAGGCCUGAAGAAGAAGCUCGUCAAGGAAGGCGAGGAUUGGGACACUCCCGACAAUGGCGACGAAGUGCAAGUUCAUUACACUGGAACGUUGCUGGAUGGAACUAAAUUCGAUUCGAGCCGUGAUAGGGAGGAGCCUUUCACGUUUACGCUUGGGCAAGGGCAAGUGAUAAAGGGGUGGGAUGAAGGAAUCAAAACGAUGAAGAAAGGGGAAAAUGCCGUCUUCACCAUACCCCCUGAGCUGGCCUAUGGUGAAUCCGGCUCGCCUCCGACUAUCCCUGCGAAUGCGACUCUGCAGUUUGAUGUCGAGUUGCUGUCGUGGUUGAGUGUGAAGGAUAUAUGCAAGGAUGGUGGUGUGUUCAAAAAGGUACUCAAAGAGGGGGAGAAAUGGGAGAAUCCCAAGGAUCCUGAUGAGGUGUUUGUCAAGUAUGAAGCACGGCUAGAAGGUGGGGCUGUCGUUGCCAAAUCCGAUGGAGUUGAGUUCACUGUUCAAGAAGGUCAUUUUUGUCCUGCCCUUUCGAAGGCUGUGAAGACGAUGAAGAAGGGGGAGAAGGUCCUCCUUACAGUGAAAGCUCAAUAUGGGUUCGGUGAGAAGGGCAAGCCUGCUUGCGGUGAUGAAGGUUCUGUUCCACCAAAUGCCACACUGGCUAUUGACCUCGAACUGGUAUCGUGGAAGACAGUUUCCAAUGUCACCGAUGACAAGAAAGUUGUCAAGAAAAUACUGAAAGAAGGGGAGGGGUAUGAGCGCCCGAAUGAAGGAGCUCUAGUUAAAUUGAAAUUGAUUGGUAAGCUGCAAGAUGGUACUGUGUUCCUUAAGAAAGGCCAUGGUGAUAACCAGAACAAUCUUUUUGAAUUCAAAACGGAUGAAGAGGAAGUUGUCAACGGACUGGACAAGGCUGUGAUAACAAUGAAAAAGGGAGAGGUAGCAAUUGUGACAAUUUCUCCAGAGUAUGCGUUUGGUUCAUCUGAAUCACAGCAAGAGCUGACCAAAAUUCCUGCAAACUCGACUGUUUUGUACGAAGUCGAGCUAGUCUCUUUCGACAAGGAGAGGGAAUCUUGGGAUAUGAAUAACGAAGAAAAAAUUGAGGCUGCUAGCAAGAAAAAGGAAGAAGGGAACACCUGGUUCAAAGCUGGCAAGCAUGCGAGAGCCUCAAAGAGAUAUGAGAAGGCUGCCAAAUACAUCGAGCAUGACUCCUCUUUCAGCGAGGACGAAAAGAAGCAGGCCAAAGCUCUGAAGAUCACUUGCAACCUGAACGACGCAGCUUGCAAGUUGAAACUGAGAGACUUUAAGCAAGCAGAGAAGCUAUGUACCAAGGUGCUGGAGCUUGAGAGUAUAAACGUGAAGGCGCUGUUUAGAAGAGCUCAAGCAUACAUGAACAUGUCGGAUCUGGAUCUUGCCGAAUUUGAUAUCAAGAAGGCGCUCGAGCUCGACCCCAACAACAGGGAUUUGAAGGUGGAGUACAAGAUGCUGAAGGAGAAGGUGAAGGAAUACAACAAGAAAGAUGCAAAGUUUUAUGGGAACAUGUUUGCCAAAUUGAACAAGGCGCAACCCAUUGACAGCAAGGCAUAAUCUCUAAACCAGUCUUUCAAUUCAAUAAUUCCACUUCCUUAUUGAAAAUAAGGUUAUUUUUGUUUUUUUCCUUUUUAGCUUUCUUCAUGUUGUGGAUUCAUUGCCCCUUAUUAGUUCAAGAUUUGAGUUGCCUUA
Salvia splendens (bonfire salvia) is the source of this 1876-nucleotide messenger RNA. Its product is annotated as peptidyl-prolyl cis-trans isomerase FKBP62. Gene Ontology annotation, molecular function: peptidyl-prolyl cis-trans isomerase activity; protein binding. The transcript has 12 exons. Bases 59 to 1741 code for a protein of 560 amino acids. NCBI's taxonomy places the organism in Eukaryota, Viridiplantae, Streptophyta, Magnoliopsida, Lamiales, Lamiaceae. The record is from RefSeq and is a predicted model, not a curated record.